Messenger RNA from Anastrepha obliqua, 2416 nucleotides. It is a transcript of the gene Ice2, whose product is annotated as little elongation complex subunit 2. The record is from RefSeq and is a predicted model, not a curated record. Gene Ontology annotation, cellular component: transcription elongation factor complex. The transcript has a single exon. Gene Ontology annotation, biological process: positive regulation of transcription by RNA polymerase III; snRNA transcription by RNA polymerase II; snRNA transcription by RNA polymerase III. The coding region runs from base 10 to 2076 and encodes 688 amino acids. NCBI's taxonomy places the organism in Eukaryota, Metazoa, Arthropoda, Insecta, Diptera, Tephritidae.
AUAUUUCGUAUGGCUAUGGCCAAAUAUGACGCUAGGAGUGUUCCCGGAUCCUUUUUUUACAAUCAGCCGCCCUAUACACAAUUCAACAAAACUUUUGACGACCCUUUCGACGCGCUAUACCAACAACUUAACGAGGUACAUCCGGUUUUUAUGAAAGCUGAGCACCUUCAACAAGGCUUUGAGUACCAAUUAUUAUUGGAUCCACGCACUGGAAAGGAGGUUGAACGAAUUUCGUAUGAUUACUCAUCUGAUGGGCAUCAAAGAAAUCAGAUUUUUCGUAGUGUUUUGCCCUCGAAUUUGACUAUAACGGAUCACACAUUAUGCCUGCGUCUCCUAAAAGCAUGGCAAGAAUUCAGCGAGGUAGAUGAGGCAGACGUGGUAUACUGGAAUUCACUAGAACUGGCGCGAACAACAGAUAAAAUUGCGUUUGAAAAGCUUGUUAUGGAAUACUGCCGUACUCAAAAAGAAGUUAUUUACGCACCAACCAAACGAUUGGCCGCACUAUAUAAACGUUUGUACGCUGUAAAAUUGGAGCAAUUACUCAAGAUAUACCCAGAAAACUUGGCAUUAAACACACAGGCCGGUAUCCCACAUGCGCAGAGUUAUAUGGGUGGGCGUGGUAGAAGUGUGCAAAUAGAAAAUGUUCGUUUGGUUACAAGUGAAGGUUGGGUUCCAGUGCUGAAGGAAUAUGCUUACGACCUCAUGCGACUGAAUUUGCGCUUAGAAAAUUUGAUGGACUAUUAUAUUAAUAGCUUAGAGUUCAAAAACGAUCCCAAAUGGGAAGCAUCUGAAGAACUCGAGCCCCUGUCGAAUCAAUUUUAUAUACCCUUAGAGUCACUGCUAUUUUUGUUAACGGCUGGCAAAUCUCCAGACUUACCAACGGAAGUGCCACUAGAAAUUGCAGAUAAUAGCGAAGGUAGUUUUAAAAUUAUUACAUUCGAGGAACCUCUACCUCCACGGAUAUGUGGCUGGUAUACACAUAAAAUGAUAGUUGAAAAUGCAUUCGAAGCUUUAGUAAGCACCAGUGAAGACACCCAGUGGUUGCACAUCGAAAACAAUGCGGUGAAACAGCACAAAAGGAGUGGAGCACCUGAAAUUGAAGCUGUUCGAAAUUCGAGAAAAGAGUUUCGAGCCUACGAAUUUAACGAGUAUAUGCAAAAAGUUUAUACAAAACGUGAGGAAAGUAUAAAAACCAAUUUUGGUGUUGUGCAAUGGAAUCUUAAUAGCACAGACGAGGGGCAGAAAAAUAUUGACCUUCAGCUUUUUACGCGACUAAAGUUGGCGCCCGCAACGGAUAUAUCGGGGUCGCAAUUACUGAGUAGUCAUUCACUCAAAUUAGAAUAUAAACCACAAUUUGGCGCUGAAAUAAUGACAAAUUAUGAACUGCUCAAGGAAUGGUUACAUAUAAAACUUUUGAGCCAAUGUAAAGGUUUCACUGAUCACUCCUUGUGUCUUCGUGUGGCAGUGAAUGACUUCAGCGUGCAGUUAAAUCAUAAGUUAAAAUUGGCCGCUAUCGAGGAACAACUGAUGAAGUUGUAUCACAUACGAAUGCCUCAAUUACUCGCGGGGCUGGCAGAUAUCUUACAGCUGUUGUUGAAUAUACCCACAGGCAAAUACUUCUUAAGAUUCAAUCCAAAAUAUCCAGAUCAAUUACUACUGUCGGCUCCGUCAGCUGAAAUAACGCCAAAUACCGUUUUCUUGCAUUCUCUAAUCAAGGUGGACCCGUCCGAUUUUGCAUUUAUAACGAAUGUGCAGCCUUUGCCAAUAAGUGAUUUAUUGUGCACCGCAGUACAUGAACACCACCAAAUUGCGCCGUGUGCAUUUAAACCAACUCGUCAAAAAAAUCACCGUAUACCACCCAAAACCUAUGGAAUAUUAAAAAGUGACGAGGAGUAUGUACAGAAACGUAUAAAAGCUAAAUUGGAGUUGAACAAGAAAAAGAAGAAGGAAUUUCUUCGCCAAGAUAAAAUUCGAAGAAACCAAAUAAAGUCAAAGAAAGCAAAGCGGCGAACAAAGCUCAAAAAAGUCGAAGUUGUUAAAAGCAGUGAACUGGAAAAAUUUAUCAAUGAAUUUUAACAAAUAAUUUUUUCGUAGUACUAAUUUCGUAGAAACGGCAACUAGUACGUACGUGUAUGAUCACUGUUUGUUGUGCGCUGCAUAAGAAAUGACUGAACUUGAAGAGAACAAUGCUUUAAAUAAUGUAAGUCCAAAUUUGAGACAAAACCACAUUUUGUUUGGACUUUGUCUUGCGUCAAUUGUUCCAUAUUCAAAUUGAAUUUUCAGGCCGCACUAGCAACCCGCACCUUGUUUCACGCAAGCUUAUUAUAAAAUAAGUAUUAUAAAUAAAAUAAAUAAUUUUAACUAAAAAAUUAUAAUAAAAAAAUAGUUUUUAUAACAUUUUGAGUAUUGUUUCGAA